UGUCACCAUUUCUUUUUUCUGUCUCCAUUCUUCUUCAAUAAAAGCAUCUCCUAUUCUGUCUCCAAUGGAUGUCCUCUGAGUUCCAUGCUUUUCUCUACAAUUGCUUCCCUAAAGCCACUUGUUUUCGGGGAAAACUAUUAUUAGGACUCCAUCGAUUCCUACUAGUCCCCCGGAAAUUAAAAAGCAUAUGUUUACGACUUCGAGGAUAGAAGUAAGAUCAACAGAAGAACUUGCAUCAUUCCUACAAGCAGAUGGGUUUGUCAGGAACUUCAAAGUCCAAGAUCGUGACAGGAGAGGCCGGUUAUGUCCUUGAAGAUGUCCCUCACCUCUCUGAUUACAUUCCCGAUCUCCCGACUUAUCCGAAUCCAUUAAAAACCAACCCGGCAUAUUCAGUCGUGAAGCAGUAUUUUGUCCAUGAUGAUGACACUGUUGCUUUAAAGAUUAUUGCUCACAAAAGCAGUCCUAGAGGUUUACAUUUCCGACGUGCCGGGCCACGACAGAAGGUUUAUUUUGAUCCGGAUGACGUCCAUGCCUGUAUCGUGACUUGCGGUGGGCUCUGCCCGGGACUCAACACUGUGAUCAGGGAAAUUGUCUGUGGCUUGGAACAUAUGUACGGAGUCAAAAAGGUUCUCGGAAUAGAAGGUGGCUACAAGGGCUUUUAUUCUCGGAACACUGUUCCGUUGUCUCCUAAGGUAGUAAAUGAUAUUCAUAAACGGGGUGGAACUAUCCUCGGGACAUCACGUGGUGGCCAUGAUACAGCAAAGAUAGUUGACAGCAUUCAGGAUCGCGGAAUCAAUCAGGUUUAUAUAAUUGGAGGAGACGGAACUCAGAAAGGGGCUUCUUUCAUAUUCGAGGAAAUUAAGAAACGGGGCCUCAAAGUAGCUGUGGCUGGGAUUCCCAAAACGAUCGAUAAUGACAUUUCGGUCAUCGACAAGUCCUUUGGUUUUGACACUGCUGUCGAGGAGGCUCAACGCGCAAUCAAUGCUGCUCAUGUCGAAGCCGAGAGCGGUGAGAACGGCAUCGGUGUUGUGAAAGUGAUGGGCAGAUACAGUGGAUUCAUUGCAAUGUAUGCCACCCUUGCAAGCCGUGACGUGGACUGCUGCCUAAUCCCCGAAUCGCCGUUUUACCUUGAAGGCCACGGUGGACUCUUCGAGUUCAUAGAGAAGCGGCUCAAAGAGAAUGGGCACAUGGUGAUUGUGAUAGCUGAAGGAGCAGGGCAGGAACUCCUUGUCGAGAGUCGGCAUGGCACAGAAAAUAAAGAUGCUUCCGGAAACAAACUUCUCCGAGAUAUCGGCCUUUGGUUAUCCCAGAAGAUCAAGGAUCAUUUCACGAAGCGCAAAAUGUUGAUAAACCUCAAAUACAUAGAUCCUACAUACAUGAUUCGAGCUGUCCCGAGCAAUGCCUCCGACAAUGUUUACUGCACCCUCCUUGCUCAGAGUGCCAUUCACGGAGCAAUGGCAGGCUAUACAGGUUUCACCGUCGGGCUCGUCAAUGGAAGGCAUUCCUACAUACCAUUCCAUAGAAUUACGGAGAAACAGAACAAGGUUGUGAUCACGGACAGGAUGUGGGCUAGGCUCCUGUCUUCGACCAAUCAACCAAGCUUUCUGAGUGCGAAAGAUGUGGUGGAGGACAAGAAGGAAGAGGAAGCAUCAUCACAGUUGUUAAGCAAUGGAGAUUCUGCAAACAACUUGGUGAAGAAGGAGAUUGUUUAUGAGUGACUUGAGAUUAUUCAAAUUCGCGAAAUGUAGUAUCACGAAAAUCAUAUAUGUUCCUUCUCAUGUCCUCUUUACACUGUUGGCAGUAUCGGGUGUAUAGGUCUCAACCAAUACGCAUCUUCAUAACAAAGUCAUGUAAAUUUUGAUAUAGUCUACUACAAUUCUCGGCAAA
Punica granatum (pomegranate) is the source of this 1887-nucleotide messenger RNA. The record is from RefSeq and is a predicted model, not a curated record. Lineage: Eukaryota; Viridiplantae; Streptophyta; Magnoliopsida; Myrtales; Lythraceae.